Messenger RNA from Striga hermonthica, 1896 nucleotides. The record is from the annotation of a GenBank genome assembly. NCBI's taxonomy places the organism in Eukaryota, Viridiplantae, Streptophyta, Magnoliopsida, Lamiales, Orobanchaceae.
AUGGGUAAGAUAUCAAACGCCGCAGCCACGCCGGAGACGACGAGAAAGAAGAAAGGCCGCCCGUCCAAGAACCGUCCCCCUCCAUCCACUCCUCUCAAACCCCCCGCUUCCAACCCCACCAGCCGCCGAUCCACCCGGCGGAACCCUAAUCAUCCCAAUUCGCCGCCGCCGCAGCCUGAAUUCGACGGCGGAGACGACGACGACGAGAGAAAGGAAAAGAAGGUCAAGCUCGUCGUUCGACUGCCUCAGUCGGAUGAGGGCGUUAGGGCCGAAGGGAAGAGGCAGCAGCAUUGCCGGGAAUUGGAUUCAGGUUCCGGAUCGGGUUCGGGUUCGGAGUCGGAGAUGGGGUUGGAGGAUCGAGAGGUGUGCGCGAAGAAGCGCAAGGUUGACGGCGCUGACAAUGGAUCUGACGACAGGGGUUCGGAUCAGGAAAAAGAGGUCGUGAAAGAGAUAGACAAUUAUGUACAAGGGUCACCCUUGGAAUCUGGUCCCGGAACUCCUUUGCCAGAAAAAAAGUUGUUGAUAUUCAUUCUUGACAGGCUCCAGAAAAAGGACACUUACGGUGUUUUCUCUGAGCCUGUGGAUCCAAAUGAGCUACCUGAUUAUUUUGAUAUAAUAGAGCAACCUAUGGAUUUUGGUACGGUGAGAAAGAAACUCGACAGUGGAGCUUACAAGAACUUGGAAGAGUUGGAGACCGAUGUGCUUUUGAUAUGUUCAAAUGCCAUGCAGUAUAAUUCUGCAGACACUGUCUACUAUCGCCAGGCACGAACUAUACAAGACCUUGCAAAGAGAGAUUUCGAUAAUCUUAGACAUGAAGGUGAGCCUAAGGUCAUACGGAGAGGGAGGCCACCCAACAGCAAGAAUCAGAAAAAGGCUGUUGAAACAUCCCCUGCUGAUCGUGUUGCCACUGAGCUUUCUUCGGGUGCAACUCUUGCUAAAGUAGAAGAUAAAGCAAAUGGGUCCAGUUCUUACAAUCUAAGGAAGGGACCCGCAUUAUUUAGGCUUAGGUCUGCAGAUCCAUAUGUGUCAUCUUAUGGUUCAAGAAAUGGUGAAAACCACUCUGAAUGGUCGAUUGACUGGAAUAAUGAAUUUCCAGCAUCAAUUUUGAGAGCUGACAUGAAAUAUGGGAAAAAACAUUUCACAGUGGAUGAAAACAAGCGUGACACCUACAGACGAUCUCUUUUGCUGUCUUCAGGCCACAAUCCGCUUGUUUUGGCAAAUUCUAGUGGAAAUAUGAAGCGAUUAGUGCCGGUAGGUCUCCAUGAAGCCCUUGCUUACUCAAGAAGCCUGGCUAGAUACGCAGCAAAUCUCGGUCCUGUUGCCUGGAAAAUUGCAUCGAGGAAGAUAGAAGCCGUUCUACCUGCCGGAGUACAAUACGGGCCCGGCUGGGUUGGUGAAAAAGAAGAAGUCCCGUCACGAACGUCGUCUUUUUCAGUGGACAACAAUAAUAAAUCGUUCAUUGCGAAUUCCAUAUCAGGCAAACCCAACGGCCCCUCAUGGGGACCUCAAAUUCCACCUCAGCAAAAUUUUAAGGUAAACGGUUUUAAUGGAAAUCCCAUUCCGCAAGGUUCCGGAAAGGUGAAAUCGGAGCUUGGGUGCGACUUGUCAUCGAGUCACUCGAUGUUGGUGAAUAAUGUCGUUAGGGAGCAAGCUAAGUUGGUGGGGGUUAGGAGUAAUAGCUUGCCACCUGGAUAUCAUAUGGACGAACAAGGUAAACCGUCUUCUCAUGAAAUCGUGCAACAAAGACAUGACAGUAACAAUAUAAAUAACACUAUUAACAGUAAAGUUUCGGGUGCGCCUCCUGAUCUGAAUGUGAGAGUCCCGGCAGGCUCGCCUAGUUCUGGUAGCUUACAAAUUGGUUCACCUCAACAGCCGGAUUUGGCAUUACAGCUCUGA